AUGUCAAUUUCAUUUGAUGAUAUUUUACAUCGAGCUGAUAAACUGUCAUCGACAGUAUUGUCGUCAAAAACAAAAGAUAUUCCAGAUCCAAAUCCUAUUAUUGAUGCAGCUCUAGACGACGUAUUUCGGUGUAGCGAAAAACUUUGGCAGAAAAGAAAGGGUACUGACAAGCAAAAUGCUGAAUUACAGGCAAGUCUGUUACUUAAUGAGCGUGGCUUUUCAUUGGGAGCCUUACCUGCUUGCUGCUCGGCAAAAAGUGUUUCUGGUGAUUUGUAUAGUGAGGAGCAGAAUUUAGUUAGUGUUCAUAGUAACCAAAUCAUUGAAGACGCUAUGGAUGUUGCAUCAGAGCGCGCUGCAGUUGAGGCUGAAAGAGCCUUUCUAAACCAACGUGUUAUCGAUACUGCUCAUCUCAAUAUCAAGUCGAGUAUAGAAUGUUUGAUUGAACUUCAGGAGCAGUCUGCGAUGAAUAAAAGAAUAGCCACGUCGCCGUCUACUGCGGAACUUGGUUUCGCGGAUGCUGUUUCCGACUAUGUUGUAAAUGGUAAUAUCAGCCGUUUGGCGUCAAAGUUCAAGGAUUCAGCAGUAAUGGAAAGAGAUGAAGAUAUAACUUCCAUAUGGGAACAAGGACUUGCGUUAGUUGCGAGUAACGUGGCAAUUCAAGGAAAUACGAAGGACUUUCGUUCAAGCCCUCAGUUCCACAAACAUGUUGUCGAUGCUGCUGUGCAGUAUUUAAAUAGACAUUUUGUAUCUCAUAUGAAGCUUGUGGUUGAGAGAAAUAUGGCUUUAGCACGUCGUGGCGGUGUUCCAAGCACUCUUUCGCUAGUUGACGCUUAUCUGAAUGUAAAACAUGUUCAUACAUCGCCCCAGAAUACCCAGGAUGGAAUAUACGGUCAAAAUGCCCAUCCUGUUUGGGAAGUGGUUUACUACUGUCUUCGAGCUGGUGAUUUUUCAGCAGCUGCGUCAGUCGCUUCAACAAAUUUGAAAAACUUACCUUCGUGUGCUGCUAUGGCGGUAGCACUAGAUUCUCUGCCACCAUCGAACAAGUUGUCAGGAGAGACCCGUCAAAAGUUAGCAGCAGAAUGGAAAAGCGAAAAGAGGACUUGUACAGACCUGCACAAAAAAGCAGUAUAUUGUUCUCUACUUGGCGAAGAUGCACCAGACGUAUGUGACAAUUUGGAAAGUUGGCUAUGGUUAAAACUGACCCCCAUGUAUGUUGAGGAAGUCAUAUCUGGCUCUGUUUUUUCUGAGCUAAGACGUCUUAUAUCUUACGAUUACGGAGAAGAUUAUUUUGUUGGUGAAGGAGGUAGUUCUGUCCUCUUCUUCCAAGCUUUAUGGUUAACAGGACAAUUAGAGAGAGCCAUUGAUGUGCUUUAUCGAGCUGAUUAUCUUCUGCAUGCUGUUCAUCUUGCUAUCCUCGCUUACCUCAAUGGAUUUCUUCUUGUUACCGACGACAUUGGCCUCCCUAUUUUAUCUACUCUCGCGGAUGACGUUCUGCAGUCCUCUUUAAAUUUUGCCCGACUGGUCCUUUUGUUUGUCAAGCCUUUUGAGUGUACUGAUGUGACACGUGCACUGGACUAUUUCUUCUUCCUUAAUAAAAUGGAAUCUCCAGCAGGGGGAAAUCUGUUUUAUGCUUGUAUAUCUCGUGCUGUUUAUCUGAGUGGUGAGACGGAGCGGCUGCUUGGCACGGUUGAUGAGAAAGGUAUUCGGUCCGAAGGAGUUAUCGAUAAAUAUUCGGCCUAUAUUUCUGUCCAAGAUGCAAUAGCAAAAGUUGCUUGCGACACAGAAGUUGGUGGCGAUAUUAAGCAAGCUAUCUUACUUUUUUAUGCUGCUGAUGAUAGAGAGGACUGUUUACGCCUAAUGUGCAAUCAUUUGGCAAAAGAAAUGACGAGUUCUGACGGGAGCUACGAAGCUCGAAAAUUGGCAAUUUGGAUAGCUAAUUUAUAUCGGAACAGUGCUGAAAACUGUUUGCCGGAGAUGCUUGCCACUUUGUUUCUUUUGAUUGAUUUUUCUACCUUCAUGCUGAAUUUCAACGAGGGGAAGUUUUCGUCAUGUAAGUCGAUUUUAUCGAAACUGAAAUGCAUUCCUUUGCAUCCUGAUGAUGUCCAAUCUUACGUUUCUGUGUUUCAUAUGCUUGCUGACCAAGUUCGAUUAGUGUUACCAGACAUAUGCUUAGCAGUGAUGAAGCUGUUGGUCGAAGAAAAUUCCAGGAAUCCAAGUUUGUCGGAAGAGCUAAAAUCUAAUGCAAGAGCGAUCAUACUUUAUGCAGCGAUGAUACCGUAUCGUUUCCCGUCUCAGAUUAAUUCACAAAUUUUACAGCUAAACACACAGCUUAGCUAG
Molecule: messenger RNA, 2337 nt
Organism: Enterobius vermicularis (human pinworm)
Lineage: Eukaryota; Metazoa; Nematoda; Chromadorea; Rhabditida; Oxyuridae
Source: the annotation of a GenBank genome assembly